Messenger RNA from Toxotes jaculatrix (banded archerfish), 1308 nucleotides. RefSeq names its product esterase D/formylglutathione hydrolase (gene esd). Gene Ontology annotation, cellular component: cytosol. NCBI's taxonomy places the organism in Eukaryota, Metazoa, Chordata, Actinopteri, Toxotidae. The transcript has 9 exons. Gene Ontology annotation, biological process: formaldehyde catabolic process. The coding region runs from base 140 to 988 and encodes 282 amino acids. The record is from RefSeq and is a predicted model, not a curated record. Gene Ontology annotation, molecular function: S-formylglutathione hydrolase activity.
GGGAGGCUCCCGUGACGUCACUGCGUUCGCCCCGACGUCGCUGGACUCCGGACGCUCUGGACUGCACCGGAGGGGAAGUUAGCGAACCAGUGGUUCAAGCACGUUUUCUACAAAAUCCAGUGGCUGACUCAGAUCAGAGAUGGCUCUGACACAGGUGUCCUCCAACAAGUGCGCUGGUGGCUUCCAGAAGGUUUUCGAGCACGACAGCACCGAGCUGAAGUGUAAGAUGAAGUUUGCCAUCUACCUGCCUCCCAAGGCUGAGACAGACAAAUGUCCUGUCAUGUACUGGCUCUCAGGCCUGACGUGUACGGAGCAGAACUUUAUCACCAAAGCUGGAAGUCAGCUCGCUGCUGCAGAGCACGGCAUCAUCAUCGUCGCUCCCGACACCAGCCCACGUGGCUGUAGCAUUGAGGGGGAGGAUGAGAGCUGGGAUUUCGGCACUGGAGCUGGUUUCUAUGUCGACGCCACUCAGGAGCCCUGGAAGACCAACUACCGCAUGUACUCCUACAUCACAGAGGAGCUCCCCAAACUGAUCAACGCUAACUUCCCCACUGACCCAGACAGGAUGUCCAUCUCUGGUCACUCCAUGGGCGGCCACGGGGCGCUCAUCUGUGCCCUGAAGAAUCCUGGGAAAUACAAGGCGGUGUCUGCGUUCGCCCCCAUCUGUAACCCGAUGCAGUGUCCCUGGGGACAGAAAGCCUUCUCAGGAUACCUGGGCUCUGACAGGUCCACGUGGGAGGCGUACGAUGCCACGGUGUUGGCGGGGUCGUACUCCGGCCCUCAGCUCGACAUCCUCAUCGAUCAGGGCCGAGACGACCAGUUCCUGUCAGCCAGCCAGCUCCUGCCCGACAACCUGAUCGCCGUCUGCUCCGAGAAGAAAAUCCCCGUCGUCUUCAGACUGCAGCCGGGUUAUGACCACAGCUACUUCUUCAUCUACUCCUUCAUCAACGACCACAUCAAGCACCACGGCAAGUACCUCAACGCCUGAGCCGCCGCCGGACAACGUGACUCUUACUGGACGACAUGUCAGUCCAGUUCAGUCUGACCCAGCUGCUCCGCCCUCACUGCUCCGCCCUCAGUCGCAUCCACCCUCUGCUUUUUGUUUUGUUCUGACUUCUUGCAGACGUCAGUAUAAAAUGUCAGCUGUUCCCUGGUUCAGAAGCCUUUGUGCCUAAAGUCUCCAGUGAGAUCAGUUUUCUGAUCUCUGUGGGACGUUGGUUGGAGCCACACUCAGCCAUCAGAUGUCUGAGAAAACCAUCAGCGAACAGUCUCUGUUGUAUUUUUCAGAAUAAAAUUCUCCAUGAAUCA